CUGAGCAAGUGUGAUGAGAGGAUUAGUGUCGCUCUCGGUCGAACGUGAGAUGUGAGUGUUUGAAGUGAUUGCAAGUGAAACUGAAUGAUGUUCCUUGUAGUGUAUCGUAGGUGAGGGAUGAGGCAUUGGGCAUCGUCAUGAGCGUGUUUAGCGAGUUCCACAAGGCCUGGCGAGCCAGAUUCCCCGGGAAUGAUCUGCCGGCGGCGUGGGAGGAGGAUGUUCGUGCCAAUCUGUCCAAGCAUCGCGCGCGAGUGGCUCUCCUGAAGGAGGAACUGGAGAAGGAACAGUUUUACGUGGAAUACCUGGAGUGCCUGCUGAACGACGUCCAGCUGCAGAAAAGGAAUGAGGGUGAGGCUGGCGAGUUCUCAAGCCAACAAGUCGAGGAGGAGGAGCGAGGCCAAGGGGAGGGCAGCGAGGGGGCAGCCCCUGUGUUCCCCGGCGGCGUGGAUUCCGCCGUCACCCAGGCCAUAAACACCAUGAUGGUGCAGCGCCGCGGCCAACCCGCCAAAGGGCACAUCUCGCCCACCCAGGACGGCGACGAGGCAGAGGCGAAGGAGAGGGAGCCGUCGCAGGGAGAGGAGGCGGCCAAGAGCGAAGGAGCCAAGUCAGCGAUGUUGUCGGACGAGGAGGACGGCUCCCCCCUGGCGCCCAUCACUCCUCUGGCUGCAGCCCCUCCCUCGGGGGGCAGCACUGUCAAGGACCUUGCACGGCGGUUCACAGCUUCAGGUAUGGUGUCUCCUGGCAUGAGCGGCGCAGGACGCCCUCCAGCCUACAACCGCUCCACCUCCGUCCCUGCCUCGUCGGGAGGACCCGGGGCCAAAGAAUCACAGUUCGUAACUGUCAUCUCCGUGAACGGAGCCGGGCAGAGUGAAGACUCCCGAGGAAGAAAGGUCCCCCCAGCGCCUCCCCCGAAGACGUUUCGCCGGUCCACUGGCGCCGAGGGUGAGGGUGACAUCAAGAUUGUGCCUUCGUCUCCCGGCUUGUCGCGUCCUCCUCAUGCCGCCCCUCGUUCCCCCCAGCGCCCCCGACACCCCUCCCCCGUCAGGGACUCCCAGAGCACCCCAACCAAAAGUCCUUUGCAGAAGACACUCUCCGCCUCGAGCGACGGCCGCCCUUCCUCGGGCAAGGAGCCGCACAAGUCCCCCCAGUCGGGCCGAGACUUGCAAAAGUCACCCUCCAACUCCAAGGAGUUGCAGAAGUCGCCGUCGAGUGCGUCUUCUUCCACCGGAAGUCUUGGCAAGAAAUGCGUGUCGAAGUCUUCGUCCAGUGCUUCCUCGAGCGCCGGAAGUGGGGCUGCUCCUCGCCGCGUCGGCUUGAGCAAGACCUCUUCGCUGUCCUCCUCGAGGUGCGGCGAGGAUGAGGAUGAGGUUGGCGGCGGGUCGGCAUCAGGAGCCUCCCUCGAGAACCUGACGGAUGACGAGCCUCUGUACGACACGGUUGCUCCCGACGAGGACGAGGAUACGGGCGAAUACGUCCUGCUUUCCGACAAGAGCUCCGAAUACAAUGGCACAGACACUCUCAAGUCGGCAGCCUCGGGGGCGUCGAGCGAGGGCGGCCUCAGCAAAUCCGGUGGAGGUGCGUCCUCAGGAGCCACGCCUUCGGGAGGCUCACCUGCACCAGAUCACCCUCCGGACUCCCCGAAAUACUCCAACUACGUCAACAUUGACUUUUUCCUCAAAAAGAAAAAGGCUCGAGGACGACCCGUGCAGCGGAGUGACAGCGUCGAGUCGGACGAGGACGAGAUGCCCAACCUCCUGCGCUCCAUCUCCUCCGACCACGAGGACGAGGUCAGGGAUGAGGCCCUCGAUAUUGAUUCAGGGGUGUAUGGGAGCAGCGUGGAGUCAACCAGCCACAUGCCCUCCGCCCCGCCCACGCCACCCACCGCAGCGAGAUGGGCGUCUGCCGAUCUCCCCGAGCAGCCCAAAUCGAGCCCGGCGGCGGAGGCCGAGCGGAUGACCAUGUACCGGUGCAUUAUCUCCUCCAUUGUGGAAUCCGAGACCAUUUACCUAGAGUGCUUGGAUGUGGUGUUGCAAUACAUGAAGGCCUUGAAGGCUACCCUGACGACCUCCCAGCCCGUCAUCUCGCCAGAUGACUUUUCGACCGUGUUCUACCGCAUCAGCGAGCUCCAUGCAGCCCACAGUGCCUUUCUCCAGGGCCUCCGGGAGCGCUCUUCAGAGCUCGAUGGCUCAGGCACCAUUGGGGAGCACUUUAGAGAUCUGGCAAGCAAAUUAGAUGUGUAUGCCUCAUUCCUGCAAAACUACCCUCGUGCCAUAGAAACUGUGAGACGAUGCAGUUCUCAGAGUCCUCAAUUUGCUGACAUCACACGCUCCAUCAAACUCCGGUCCCUCCAGGGCCAGCCACAAUCUCUUGAGGACCUCUUGCACAGACCUGUUGCGAGAGUCCAGAAAAAUGCUCUAGUCCUUCAUGACUUGCUCAAGUAUACUUCAGAGAACCAUCCUGAUCAUGAAACUUUAAAAGAAGCUCUCAAACUUACACAGAACUUUUUAACACACCUUUCAAUGAUUCACACUGAGGCAAUGUUUCCAGCUCAGGAUCGUCCUCAGCGGCACUUGGUUCGCAAUUCAUUUAUUGUAGAGUUGGUUGAAGGUCACAGAAAACUUAGGCAUCUCUUUUUGUUCAAUGAUGUUAUAGUUUGUGCCAAGUACAAAGUAAGUGGCGCUCCAACAGGAAGAUCAGAGAAGUUUACAUUUGAAGUGAAAUGGUACAUUAGCCUCCAUGAUAUAGCUGUGUUAAAUGACAGUGGACCAGAGACUCUAAAAGAAUCUAAUCCUCCAAACUUGGUCUCACUUAAGUCACAAGCCUCUACUAUUCGCGACCAGUUAAGACGAAUAGACAAUAUGGGUGAAAAGGGGGCUAGCCGAAUGAAUCAAGCUCGAAAUGAAAAGCAUCGGAAGAAACUAGCUGAAUUGGAGGCCCAGCUAGUUCUAGCAUCUCCAAACCUCCCAUUUAGAAUAUCGAAGCGAGCGGGACCUGUCCACACAUUCCUUCUAACUUCAGAAUAUGAGCGAGAUCAGUGGGGUGAAGCCAUCCAAGUACUGCAGGCCAACACCCCAGGAGUUGGAGGAAGUUCUCUCACCCUCCAUGAGCUCCAGGGAUGGAUCACAGCCUACAGAUCCUUCCUAAAGACCAACAUGGGUUCCUUCUUGCUCAAGUCUGGGAGAGAUGAUUCUUUACUGUUGGGUGACCUGCACAUUGUGGUUUCUAGUCUACAUGGCCUUACUAGACCUGCAAAGAUGUUUGUGUGCUUUGAAGUAGACUCGUAUGGCCAUUUCUUCCGUAAAGUAAAGACAAAACAAGCUGAAGGUGUUGAACCCCACUGGAAUCAGGACUUCAUAAUUGAAUUGGAAGGGUCACAGACACUUCGAAUUUUAUGCUAUGAAGAAGAUCCAAAAUUGGGUGUACAACUGAGGGGAAAGGCUCACCUUGAGCUGUCACGCUCAUGGUUGAGUGACACCUUGAAUGAAAGGCGUGUCAGUCUUCAGGACUUGGUGUUGGUGCUUUCCCUAAAGUUCCUCCCUCCUGAAGCCACACUCAGAAGAGUCCCAACUGGAAAGUCAUCUGGAUUGUUUGGCACUAACAUUGCCAAUGUGUGCAAGCGAGAAAAGAGAAGUGUACCGUUUAUAGUGACGAGGUGUGUGCGUGAGGUGGAAAGACGUGGGAUGCAGGAGGUCGGAAUAUACAGAGUGUCUGGCUUAGCAUCUGAUAUCACAAAGCUGAAAAAGUCCUUUGAAUCAAAUCCUUAUGAAGCUGAGCAACUUGUCAAGGAGGUGGACAUUCAUUCAGUUACCGGCCUUCUAAAACUUUUCCUGCGUGAACUUCCGGAGGCUCUCUUUACAGAUGAGCUCUAUCCUCGUUUCUUUGAAGCAUACAGUGCUGCAGAUCCCGAGUACCGGAAAACCACAAUACUCAAACUAUUUUCAUCGCUACCCCAGCUAAACCAGUCAAUUAUCGCCUAUCUUCUUGAACAUUUAGUAAAAGUGCACCAGAUGGAGCAUCAGAACAAAAUGUCUCUUCAUAAUUUGGCCACAGUCUUUGGGCCAACACUGAUCCGGCCAGGAGCCAAGGCCGGUAACCCAUCUCCAGCAGAACAGCUUGCAGCAGGCACAGUGGAUGUCAUGGCUCAGGCAGGAAUACUCCAUUUCUUCCUCACAAGACGUGCACAUGGAGAACCAAUACAGGGUGUCAACCAAUAGGUGUAGAGUCAUAUAUUGUAUGUGUGUGUAUAUAUAUCUAUUAUUUAAUAUUUGUUUUAACUAUUACUUUCUGAACAAAAGUUCAGAUCAUAAUACUGGACUCAAUUGCCAUUAAAGGCCUUAUGGAUGGUGGUAUUACGGCUUCUCAUUCUUUGGUCUAGAUGCAAUGCUAUAGAAUUAUCUAGUGACAACACUAUGUAUAUAAGACAUUUAUAUUGAACUUAACAGUGAAUUCUACUGUGUUUUCUCAUAUUAAUUGCUAGUGGCUAUAAGUAAAAACUGCCAACGUGAUGGAGAUGUGGAAAAAAAUGAAUAUUAGUGGAAAAAGAAAGAGGAAAUAAAAUAGAUUACAGAUCUUCCAUAUAUCCAUAUUUUGUAUGUGACGUGGAAGUUGGUAAACAUACCCCUGGAAAAAGGAUAGUUUUUCAGUCAGGACUUUGUAACCUCAAAUGCCUUCCUGUUCAACCCACACAUUUUAUACUCUUUGAUAUCAUAAUCCUUUUUCAGGUUUUUGGGUUAAACUUGGAUGUUCUUUCUUUCUUUUCUUUUCAUUUUUUUUUUUUACAUAUGAGUGCUAAGACCAGUGUUCUGUUUAGUAAAGUGUAUGCAUUUUGCCCCAGAAAAGAAUCAGUGCCUACUGGAAGAGAACCUAACAUACACUGUGACGUUUUCCACCUUCAUGUGACUUGUAGAUGAUUUUAGAUGAAUGUGUCAUUUUUGGAGGAUGCAGUAGAGAGCCUUAGGAACUUUUUUACGCAAGUAAAAUGAUGAUAGAAUAAUGAUGAUAUAUAUUUAUGUGAGCCUCAGGAGGUGAGCUUAACUUGAAUUUUUUUUUCUCCUUUUUUACUUCCUCUGUUUUCUUGAAAAUGCUAGUCACUACCAUGUGAAAGUUGGUAUGAAUGCAAGUAUUAUUUAGAUUUGUGUUGAGCUUUACAAAACUUGUCACUUAAUUAAUUUGUAGUUGUACCAGAUACCCAUUGUGGAUGUAACAAUCCAUGGAAUUUUAAGCAGUUUCAUUUUUUUUGUGACAAACUAUAUAUUCAUGGUACUGCUUCAUUUUUUCUGUCAUAUAAAUAUUUUAUAUUAAUCUUUUUGGAAAAUCUAGAUGAAAACAAUAUUCAGGUAAAAAUGCUUGACAGUAAUUUAGUAAUUUAGUUAUUGCAUAAAGAAGAAGGUUUAGUCUCAUAGAUUAUGAGAAUACUUGCAUUUCUGAUAAUACAUAAAGCCUUACAUACAAUAAAAUCAAUUUCUAUAGCCAGUGACAGGUAUUAAUGCAGUAUGUGUUGCUUGAAUGAUGAUUUAUUGCAAAGGAUUAAUGCAUACAUAUAUAUACUUUACAUGCAUAAACAGUUGCAUGAUUAGGAUUAUAACAAGGCAGUGACAGUGUUAUAUAAUCUGACAAACUUUAUCUACAGAGCUUUUAUACCUUUAAUAAUACCAGAUGUAGCAACAGAAACUAAGCAUUCACAUUCUUUCACAGUAUAAAUGUUGCUUUUUUUACAGAAUGAUUCACAGCUGUUGUAUCCUGUUUGUGGUCAGAUUGUAAAUAUCUGAGAUACAUAAUGAAGUGUUGAAAUGUUUAUGUGUAUUACAAUAUCUCAUUUUUUUAGAUGUGAUGUUAAAAUGAUAUUGCUUUGUCUUUUGAGAUGGUAUGGAUAUAUUUUAUUUUUGCCCUAAACCAUUCCUAAAAUACUUCUUAUUUCCACAACAUCAUAUUUUGUAUGACUUAGAUGCCAAUGUAAUUUUAUCCUGUUUUGUUACCAUUUCUUAUUGUUUUAUACAAGUUUUUUUCAAGUGCAAAUCCAAAAUAGGAAUGUUGCCAUAAUAAGAUUUGUAUUAUAGAUCCAGUGAUCAAGGUAAUAAGUGUAAGUCAUUGCUACUGUGAUACAUUUGAGUUGAUUAGUAAAAUUGUUGUGUAUUUAGUUCUUUCAUACACUUUGAAAAAGAUUUCAUUUAGGUUCCAUUUCAGUUCCAACAUUGUAGAGUAUCAAUACCCAAUAUUUUUUAAUAAACCUAUUAAGUUUUGGUAUUUUUUUCUAAUGUGAAUGCAUCUCAGGUGCUGGCAAAGUUGCUGAAUGAAACAAAUCUGAAAAAAAUGCGCACAGAUUGUGCAGUUAAGGUAUUUGUGGAACAGUACCAUAGUUUUGGUUUUAAGAACAUAUCAAGGGUCUCUUUGUGUAAUCAUAUCAUAUAUGAAAUAUACUCUUGCAAAAUGCUUGUUAGGUGUACUGUGAUGUGUUACAUAUAUAUAUAAUUUUUUCCAGUCAUCUUUUACAAAGAGUGAAUUGUAACUCCUACAUUCAUUGAUACCUGUGGCCUUGACAGCAUUCAGGUGUGUGAGAAGAAUUACCGUAUCUUUUGCUCGGUGGUUAUUUAAUUAAUCUUUUCCAGGGAUUGGCCCACAACUUUGCAAAUAUUCUUGGAAUACACUGUAAUCAUUUCUUGAGAUACAAUGUAAUCCUAUAUGUGUCAGCAUAUUAUAUCUAUAGGUAAUAUGUAAUCUGAUCAUGUAUUAAUAUCACAGUCAUAAAGAAAUACUUAUAAAAGUAAAAAAAAAAAAACUUUGAUGGUGCACUAACGGUCAGAAAAAAAUGCAGAAUAUUGCAUUACAAGACCUUCAACUGGUGCAAGUUUCCUCUCCUGUGCAAUGGAUAGUAUUGCUACUUGUCUAUGAUACUCUUGUGCUCAUGAUGCAUCAUUGUGACACCAGUAAUGGAAAGUGCUUAUGUAGGUGUAGAUAUUUGUAUAUAUAUAUAUUUGUAAAUUGUGCUUAUUUUGUACAUUAGGUGUCUGGAGACUUUUGUGUAAAUGUCAUAGUCAGUGCAUAUUAUAUUUUAGUUUAUAGGUUAAUAUUGCCUGAACAGAUUUAUGUUUCAAGAAAUGAGGUAACCAUGAAUUCCUCUCACUAUAAAAUUUAAAUAAUUUGUAUAGUCUUUAUAGUGGUCAACUUGAUAUGCUCAGAUUGUUAUGCAUAAUUUUUGAGCUAUAUGUUCAAACCUUACUGGAAAUUUGUUCAUAUUGUUAGUUAUCUGGCUCAAUCUUUAUUAACCAUUCAUCUUUUUAGAAAAUAAGAAAGAAGAACGUGUUACAUCAGCUUGUUCUAUAAAAGUUGAUUGAAAAUUAUCAUAAAGAAUAAAGCCAUUAUAUCUUUGAUCUGUUGUGAUAUCUCAUUCAGAAAAAGUUUCCCAUGUGAAUAGGAUUUGUAAAAAGCUAUGUUGAAAAAUUUCCAACUUUUGUGCAGAUAGAAGAUUGUGUUACGUUUGAUGUGGUACAGCCAUUUGACCACCGGUUCUUCUGUAUACUGAACUGCAUUCACAAUGAAAGAGCUGAGAAACACAGUAGUGGACCAGAAACUGUAUUUUUGCAUCUAUUGUAUACAGAGUUGUAUUUGUACUUAAGAAUUAUGUAGAAGUA
Molecule: messenger RNA, 7628 nt
Organism: Penaeus chinensis
Lineage: Eukaryota; Metazoa; Arthropoda; Malacostraca; Decapoda; Penaeidae
Gene: RhoGAP1A
Product: active breakpoint cluster region-related protein-like
Exons: 15
Coding region: 138-4214 (1358 amino acids)
Biological process (GO): protein phosphorylation; positive regulation of GTPase activity; intracellular signal transduction
Cellular component (GO): membrane
Molecular function (GO): protein serine/threonine kinase activity; GTPase activator activity; guanyl-nucleotide exchange factor activity
Source: RefSeq, a predicted model, not a curated record